AUGAGAACGAUUAUUCUUGUCUUUCUGUGGCUCACCGCCGUCAGUUCCCAUCCCCGUGGAAUCGACUGGGGCUAUGCUAUAAAGUAUCACCAGCAAGUCCUCCAAGGAGAUGACGAUCGAGGAUUUGGGCUUAACGAGCCAUUCAUCCCAACUCCAUCUCAUAUCCUUCCUGAAAAGAAACCUUUUUAUAUUGAUGAAUCCGUCAAUUACUACGAGAGACACUUCAAUGGCUCGGGGAAAGACGGGGAAUACCGUCGCUCGUCAUGUCCCGCGGUAAAUGCGCUGGCGAACCGGGGGUAUAUCAAUCGAAGUGGAAGGAAUAUCACCUACGCUGAGCUGGCGCAUGCCGUCCGCAAGGUGUGGAAUUUUGGCGAUGAUAACGAUGACCUGGUACAGUAUGUGAUCAAUUGUCCGGCCGCGCCAACUCGCAACGACCGUGCAGUAGGCGACAAUAUCAACCUCAACAUGACUCUAUUCGAGACCCUGCUCUCAUUCUCUAAGGACGGCGAGACUUUAUCCUUAGAAGACAUGGCGGAGCACCAUCACCUGCGACACAACCAAAGCAAAGCAGAAAACCCAGAAUUUGUCUUCGGAAGCAGUGCCCAGUACACGAACAUGGUGGGUGUGCUGGGUAAGUUCGGCAAGCACGGCCGAACAACCCUCUUCAUUGACGACGUCAAGACAUUCUAUCUGGACGAGGACAUACCCCGGAACUACGAACGAAGAGAAGCACCAGUAUGUAGCCUCCCCCCGACGGACUCAAUCCUCUUCGUAGCAGCCACGACUGACAAGUUCAGCACUACUCGCCGGAAUCCAACGCGAUGA
This is a messenger RNA of Aspergillus fischeri NRRL 181, 825 nucleotides long. Its product is annotated as putative toxin biosynthesis peroxidase. The transcript has 3 exons. Gene Ontology annotation, molecular function: peroxidase activity. The coding region runs from base 1 to 825 and encodes 274 amino acids. NCBI's taxonomy places the organism in Eukaryota, Fungi, Ascomycota, Eurotiomycetes, Eurotiales, Aspergillaceae. The record is from RefSeq and is a predicted model, not a curated record.